GGAGGUUGGGGGAAGGGAAGAGAAAGAAAAGGAGGGGGGAAGAGGAAGGUGGGGAGCGAAGGGGCGGAGUCUGGUGGCGGCGGCCCCACGUGCCCCGGCCGGGCAGCCCAAUGGACGCUCGUGUUUCGGAAAGAUCUCCAUAUAUGGCCAUGUUCUAGGGCUGCGCGCGCCGCCGCCGCGCGCUCGUGCCUCGCUCGCCCUUUAAAUACCGGCGGGGGAGGUCGAACACGGUCUCACUCAGUGGUAGCCGGCAGCACUUGUAGGCUACUUUGGACGUACCCCCUUUACUUGCCCCCUCCCUUCCCCCGGCUCUAAAUUCGCAGACUAGAACGGUGCGCCGCCUCAGAUUAAACAAAAAUGGAAGAAGAAAUCGCUGCUCUCGUCAUUGACAAUGGCUCUGGCAUGUGCAAAGCUGGCUUUGCUGGGGAUGAUGCUCCUCGGGCUGUGUUCCCCUCCAUUGUUGGACGCCCAAGACACCAGGGUGUCAUGGUGGGAAUGGGGCAGAAGGACAGUUAUGUUGGUGAUGAGGCCCAGAGCAAGAGAGGUAUCCUGACUCUGAAAUACCCCAUUGAACAUGGCAUUGUUACCAACUGGGAUGACAUGGAGAAAAUCUGGCAUCAUACCUUCUACAACGAGCUUCGUGUAGCUCCCGAGGAACACCCUGUUCUGCUUACAGAAGCUCCUUUGAACCCUAAGGCCAACAGAGAGAAGAUGACACAGAUCAUGUUUGAGACCUUCAACACCCCAGCCAUGUAUGUUGCUAUUCAGGCUGUGUUGUCUCUGUAUGCCUCUGGUCGUACCACUGGUAUCGUUAUGGACUCUGGUGAUGGUGUCACUCACACUGUGCCCAUCUACGAGGGUUAUGCCCUUCCCCAUGCCAUUCUUCGUCUGGAUUUGGCUGGCCGUGACCUGACAGACUACCUCAUGAAGAUACUGACAGAAAGAGGGUACAGCUUCACCACCACAGCUGAAAGGGAAAUUGUUCGUGACAUCAAGGAGAAGCUGUGCUAUGUUGCCCUGGACUUCGAGCAGGAGAUGGCCACUGCUGCUUCUUCCUCUUCCCUGGAGAAGAGCUAUGAGCUUCCUGAUGGCCAGGUGAUCACCAUUGGCAAUGAGAGGUUCAGGUGUCCCGAGGCCCUCUUCCAGCCAUCCUUCUUGGGUAUGGAAUCCUGUGGCAUUCAUGAGACCACUUUCAAUUCUAUCAUGAAGUGUGAUGUUGAUAUCCGAAAGGAUCUGUAUGCCAACACAGUAUUGUCUGGUGGUACUACCAUGUACCCUGGUAUUGCUGACAGAAUGCAGAAAGAAAUCACAGCCCUGGCACCUAGCACAAUGAAAAUUAAGAUCAUUGCUCCCCCUGAACGUAAGUAUUCCGUCUGGAUUGGUGGCUCUAUUCUGGCAUCUCUCUCCACCUUCCAGCAGAUGUGGAUCAGCAAGCAGGAAUAUGAUGAAUCUGGCCCAUCCAUUGUCCAUCGCAAAUGCUUCUAAAUGGACUGCUAGCAGAUGCGUAGCAUUUGCUGCAUGAGUAUUCACAAAGUAAAAAUUUGCCCUGGCAAAUAUACACCUCAUGUUAGCCUCAUGAAACUGGAAUAAGCCUUCUUUGAAAAGAAACUUGUCCUUGGGGAAGUUUGUAUCUGAUAUUAGACAAAUAUCAGCACUUUUUAGAUUGUUGAACCGUUACUGAUUUGACCUCGUAUUCAAGUUAACAGUUGUUCCCUUGGUGUACAUUUUAGCAUACCUUGUACAUAUCUUUGAUCUAAACCCUGAUACAGGUCACUUCAUUUUGACAGGUAAGGCUAAGAGUUGACUUCUACAGAGAAUUGACCUGAUAAUACGGCAAUAUAGCAUUUGGCUGGUUGACAACUCAACAGCUGUACAGUUUAGUUCUAUAAAGCAUCAGAUCUGUGCAGGGUAUCUAAAGGUCAGAUUUCCAGCAUCUAAAAGAGCUGACUUGCAGAAUUUCUCUCCUAAGGCUGGCAAGAAUUUAUUAAAAUGUGUGUUGCAUCUUGCCACCAUUCUAGCAGGAAUACAUAUUGAAUCCAAGCCUUAGGAACCAGUUUUUUUUUUUUUCUUAACCCACUGUUUUCCCCCAAUGUCAUGGGGCUAAGUUACUCAACCUUGAGUUGCAAAAAAGUUUGCAUUUACAACCUGUAAAUUUGUGCAUCUAGUUAAUUUAUGUAAGAUUUUUGUACGUUGCCUUAAUGUUCUCACAUGACCAGUAGAAUACCAAAAUUUGUAAGUCAUCCUAAGAGUUGAGAAUUGUAAUGCCCAACACGUCAUUGUGUAAGGAAAAAUAAAAGUGCUGCAAGUAAACUGAA
Trichosurus vulpecula (common brushtail) is the source of this 2315-nucleotide messenger RNA. RefSeq names its product actin gamma 1 (gene ACTG1). The coding region runs from base 358 to 1485 and encodes 375 amino acids. The record is from RefSeq and is a predicted model, not a curated record. The transcript is spliced from 6 exons. NCBI's taxonomy places the organism in Eukaryota, Metazoa, Chordata, Mammalia, Diprotodontia, Phalangeridae.